Messenger RNA from Dicrocoelium dendriticum, 477 nucleotides. The record is from the annotation of a GenBank genome assembly. NCBI's taxonomy places the organism in Eukaryota, Metazoa, Platyhelminthes, Trematoda, Plagiorchiida, Dicrocoeliidae.
AUGUGCAGUCAGAUUACGAGGUUCAUCUUGGAAGCGAAGCGCGAGGAUCUACGUGUGCAUCAGCGGAAUCUUGUUACUGAAAAGAAGUUAUUGCAUGUUCCUGGGAGCGACAGAAAUGAUUUGAAGCGUUCUGAAAUCCCCGGUGUCCGUUCUCUUGGGAAACUUUGGCGUUUACGUUUGGCCUGUAGGCAAGCCGCUCCUGGCAAGCAGCUGCUAAGGCCUUUGCUUCUCCCUAGGUUGAGGAAUACUUCGGUGUCAAAAACCACUUACUGUUUGCCCGAUUUUCUUUAUCUCGCUGCUGAUGCAUCUAGAUGGUCUUUGAGCACCAGCAGUCAAUUACGUUGGUUGCUGGAUGCUGCGUUCCACGGCGGUCAGUCCGGACCUUCUAACACUCCGGUUUAUUACGAGGUUGGUGACGGCGCAGUUCUCAUUCCCGAUGCCUAUGGCUGUGUCGGAAAGGAAGAAAUCAGUCGGUGA